Lates calcarifer (barramundi perch) is the source of this 2689-nucleotide messenger RNA. RefSeq names its product solute carrier family 26 member 3 (gene slc26a3.1). The transcript has 19 exons. Gene Ontology annotation, biological process: transmembrane transport. Gene Ontology annotation, cellular component: membrane. Lineage: Eukaryota; Metazoa; Chordata; Actinopteri; Centropomidae. The record is from RefSeq and is a predicted model, not a curated record. Bases 48 to 2225 code for a protein of 725 amino acids. Gene Ontology annotation, molecular function: chloride transmembrane transporter activity; oxalate transmembrane transporter activity; secondary active sulfate transmembrane transporter activity.
UUUACAUUAUACUGGGAUCAGAUUCCUCAGACACCUGAGGUGUGACGAUGGCGACUCUGAGGAAACAAUACGCGGUCUCCAGAUAUGUGUACUCUGAGGAUAGCUUUGGUGAAGAUUAUGAGAAAGUCUACAGGGUGCGCAAAACCACCCUGGACCAUGUCAAAGAGUAUCUCACUUGUGAUUCAAAACGUGCCAAGAAUGCAGUGCUCUCUCUUCUGCCCAUCAUUGGCUGGAUGAGGAUCUACAGAGUUAGAGAGUGGCUGCUGGGUGAUGUGGUGUCUGGGAUCAGCACUGGAUUGAUAGCUAUCAUGCAAGGACUGGCUUUCUCUCUGCUGGCCUCGCUGCCUCCAAGCUACGGACUCUACACAGCUUUCUUCCCCAUGCUCACAUACUUCUUCCUUGGUACUUCAAGACACAUUUCUGUAGGCUCUUUCCCAGUCCUGAGCCUAAUGGUAGGCGCUGUGGUGACCCGUCUAGUCCCAGAUGAGGGACCACCAGCAAAUAUUACAGGCUUUGAGGGUCUGACCCAGGACCAGCAGAGAGUCCUUGUGGCCUCCUCUGUCACCUUUCUCAUGGGGAUUUUCCAGCUGGCCAUGGGUGUCCUGCAGGUGGGCUUCAUUGUUGUGUACCUGUCAGACACUCUGGUGUCCGGCUUCACCACAGCAGCUGCUGUCCACAUCCUGGUGUCCCAGCUCAAGUUUGUGUUGGGACUGACUGUUCCAGGCAUCAGCGGUCCACUCUCUAUCAUAUACACCCUGGAGAAGAUCUUUGUCCAGAUCACCUCUACCAACAUCUGUGACCUGGUUAUGUCCAUACUGAUCAUGGCGAUGGUGUUCAUCGUGAAGGAGCUGAAUGACAUAUACAAAGCCAAACUGCCAGUGCCCAUCCCCAUAGAGGUUAUCAUGACUGUCAUAGCCUGUGGGGUGUCCUAUGGCUUCAAUUUUGAGAAGAGAUACGAUGUUGAAAUUGUUGGCAAAAUGGUUAGCGGAUACGAGCCUCCUAUGGCACCCAAUGUGGAAGUCUUCCAGGAAAGUGCUGUGGAGGCCUUUCCUAUAGCUAUAGUGGGUUUUGCUGUGGCCUUCUCUGUGGCCAAAGUCUACUCUAUCAAACAUGAUUACACCAUUGAUGGGAACCAGGAGCUCAUUGCAUUUGGGAUUAGUAACAUAUUUGGCGCAAGCUUCAGGUCCUUUGCAGCGAGCACAGCACUCUCCAGAACAGCCGUGCAAGAGAGCUCAGGAGGCAAAACACAGAUUGCAGGGUUGAUCUCAGCCAUGAUGGCAAUGAUUGUAACUGUGGCACUUGGGUUCCUGCUAGAGCCUCUUCCCAGGUCUGUUCUGGGUGCCUUGGUGAUCGUCAACCUGAAGGGCAUGCUGAUGCAGUUCAGAGAAAUCCCGUACCUGUGGAGGAGGGACAAAACAGAAUGUUUGGUGUGGUUGGGAACAUGCCUGGGUGCCAUCCUGCUAGGCCUGGAUCUUGGUUUGGUGGUGGGCUUGGGGGUGGAGCUGCUCACUGUUGUCUUCAGGAGUCAAUUUCCCCGCUGUUCUGUCUUGGCUAACAUCAAUGGGACUGACCUCUACAGAGAUCGCAAAGAUUACCUGCAUAUAUUUGAACCAAAGGGAGUAAAAAUCUUCAGGAUCCCCUCCCCCAUCUUCUUUGCCAAUAUCGAGUUCUUCAGGGACAAGCUAGUAGAAGCUGUUGGAUUUAACCCCUUGAGAGUUUUGAGGAAGAGGAACAAGGCCCUCAGGAAAAUCAAGAAACAGCUGCAGCAGAAGGAUGAUGACAUUACAGAGAGAGGUUCGAGGGAUUUAGUUUGCCAAACAACUGAGGAGUCUUACAUGAACAUGGAGGAGUUGGAUCAGCCCACCGACCUCAAGGGCUUUCCCUUCCAGAUGGACUGGAACGCAGAACUUCCCUCUAACGUCGAUGUUCCCAGAGUGGACCUCCACAGCCUGAUCCUGGACUUCUCUGCUGUCUCCUUCCUGGACAUCUCUGCUAUGAAAGGACUCAAAAUGGCACUCAAAGAAUUCAUCCGCAUUGAUGUGGAUGUUUAUAUCGUGGCAUGUGAUGUCUACAUCGUGGAGAAACUACACAUGUGCAUGUUCUUCGAUGAUGAGAUUCUGACCUCCAUGUUCUUCCCAACCCUUCAUGACGCCAUGCUACAUGUGCUUGAAAAACACAAGGAUGACACAAAGAAUGGCUGGGUGUUAAGAGAUACCAGACUCUAGAAGAGCAGCUGUCUCCAGGAGCAUCCAUUAGAAAAGAAGAAUGUUCAUCUACAGACUACAAUGAAAUGAUGUUUACACUGUACCAUUUUAGUCAACUGUCCCACUAAUAGUUGCCACUAUGCAAUUUUCUGUAUAUUUAGUAAGGGAGUGUGCUGUUUUAGUAAAGGUGCACUGAAGGUGAUAAUUUCACUUGAUUUCAUUAUAGAUGAUUCAGUCUUUGCUGUCACAGGACUUGUUACAGUCUACUUUGGUUUUCUUUUUCAAACUGUGUCUGCAAUAACCUCACUGAAUAGUCUGCAAUGUUAGCUAAAAAUCAUGUACCUCUCUUUAACUUCAGGCACAUUCUCAUCAACAAUUCUCUACCUGCUCGUUACAUUGUCUGAUUUCUGUUUUAAAUGUACCUAUACAUCUGUUACUUUGAUUCAGUAAUUUCAUUUCUUGUUUAAAUGUGUCUGCCCACCUUU